This is a messenger RNA of Pseudonaja textilis, 1010 nucleotides long. RefSeq names its product shisa family member 2 (gene SHISA2). Gene Ontology annotation, cellular component: endoplasmic reticulum. The record is from RefSeq and is a predicted model, not a curated record. Gene Ontology annotation, biological process: negative regulation of fibroblast growth factor receptor signaling pathway; negative regulation of Wnt signaling pathway. NCBI's taxonomy places the organism in Eukaryota, Metazoa, Chordata, Lepidosauria, Squamata, Elapidae.
AUGUGGCGGGGCCGGCGUUGGCAGCUGCUGGCGGCGCCGGGAGGGCGGCUUCUGGUGCUGCUGCUGUUCCUGCUGGUGGGACUGAGGGCGCGGAGGGCGCUGGCUAGCGGCGAGUAUUGCCACGGCUGGCAGGACGGGGCGUCGUGGCGGGAAGGUUUCCAGUGUCCGGAACAUUUCGACGACGGCGACGCCACCAUUUGCUGCGGCACCUGCGCGCUUCGCUAUUGCUGCUCUCGGCCGGAGGUCCGCCUGGAUCAGGGCACGUGCGACAACGACCGGCAACACGGCGGAGCUGAGCACGGCCGGCCGGACAAAGACUUGCCAGACAGCGCGGCAGUGCCUAUUUAUGUGCCAUUCCUUAUUGUGGGGUCUGUUUUCGUGGCAUUCAUUAUUCUGGGGUCCCUCGUGGCUGCUUGCUGUUGCCGAUGUCUGCGACCCAAGCAAGAACCGCAACAGAGCCGGGCUCCUGGAGGAAAUCGGAUAAUGGAGACAAUCCCCAUGAUUCCAAGUGCCAGCACCUCCCGUGGAUCAUCCUCACGUCAAUCAAGCACAGCUGCCAGCUCCAAUUCAAGUGCCAACUCUGGUGCCAGGGCUGCCCCCACCAGAUCACAAGCUAACUGCUGUUUACCAGAGGGGACCAUGAAUAAUGUAUAUGUCAACAUGCCAACUAAUUUCUCAGUACUGAACUGCCAACAGGCCACACAGAUAGUGCCUCAUCAAGGGCAGUAUUUGCACCCCCAGUACGUGGGGUAUGCUGUGCAACAUGACUCCAUGCCCAUGGCCUCUGUCCCCUCUUUCCUGGAUAGCCUGCAGAGCGGGUACAGGCCAAUUCAGUCGCCAUAUCCCCACAGUAAUAAUGAACAGAAAAUGUAUCCUGCAGUGACUGUGUAACUCUAAGAAGGGAAGGAAGAAACCAAGAGUCACAGCGGUGCAUCAAGCAAAGGAGUAGUAACAACAAACUGUACAAAGCAACAAUUUGUAAAUAAUUUUGGAAAACCUGUGCUUCAGAC